AGCUCGAAGCCUCUUGGAAACGUUCCCUUGGAAUCCAAGAACAAAUUUCUCAAGAUUCAAGGGGAACCUAAUAAUGAGAAAAAAGCCUCGCGUAAACAACUGAAGUUUGAUGAGGAAAGCAGCUCCAAUAUUCAGACCAGGCUAAAAGAUAUUCUUGGCAGAGUUCCCUGGAAUUAUCAUUCUGGUUCAUUUGCUCCUUACGCUAAUGGAGUGGGUGGUCUAUCCCAAGAAAAGUUACAAGCAAUUAUGAAUCAGUUGACCACUAAUAUCAGAGUUAACGGACGGAGGGUUUCUCCACUGCAGGCGCAGAUAGUACAUCAGUCAUCCAACGGGGAUUUAAACCCAAGCAUGCCCGAGCUGAACGACAUGCAAAAUGACAUGAUGAGCCAACUUCAGGACUCUAUGCAACCCAACAUGCAAGGCAAUAUGCAGGAUGACAUGCAAAGCAGUAAGCCAAACGGCAUGCAAAAUGAUGACACGGGUGAAAGCGAGAUAAAGCCGAUCCAGAUACCUUGGAAUUCAAAGGGUGGCAACAAUGCUCAGUCUACGAGUCCCUCCACGUUUGAGCGUUUGAUGUUUGGUGGCCUUUCUCAAAUCGCAGGAGGUGGAGAAGAACAGAAUAAAGGUUAUUCCGAUUUCGGAGGUGGUGUGAGUAACGUUCCUGGAUUAUCGUUUGGUGGUACACAUACGAGUGGAGUCAUCAACCUUAUGGAGAGUGAAAAUGGAUUAAAACCCAUGACUGGUAUGAAUGGAAUGCGCAGUAUGAAUGGAAUGAUGACAGGAAUGCAUGGUAUGUCGACGAAUGGAAUGGCUGGUAGAAUGUGGGGAGGUCGGUCGUUCUUUUCCAGAAGGGGAGAAACUGUUGCAAAUAAGACCAACGAGCUUUCAAUAAGCAAAAACGCCGACAACGUCACUCGUGCAAACAAAACACAUGAACAUGGUUCUGCAAGUGAAAUCCAUCAAGUUCAAAAGUCGCACCACGAGACAAAGCCCAGUGUAAUAAGGUUGAUACCUAGUGACAGGCUAACCCGAGAAAAGGAAUAAACUCGACAAUAGAAUUAAACCAACAGCUACGAACUAGACUCGUCGCUGACGAAGGCAAACUCAUGAGAUUUAAGGGAAAUGGAAUAAGAUGUAUUGUAACUGAGUGGUUCCUCAGUGUUUUCUUAAGCUUGAUAGUCAUGAAACUUUGACCUAUCGUAGCAGCAAGAAAUAUAAAUGGCUUACUGUAACUGAUGUGCAAAUUUAAUGCACCUUUAUCUGUUCUGGUUGUUAUGUCUCGAUGUUGUGAAUUUGUAAAUUAAACUCACUAAUUAACACACUUAGAUGCAUCACCUGUUUAUCUACUUAUCACGUCGCUUGUAAGAAACGUACAAUCAAAUCUGCAACUACAAACUGAUGCCCAAACGCCCAUGUCAAAGGAACCCCCCCGGGGGGGAAACUCCCUUCUAUAAACCAUAUAGGUAUGUGCCGCCCCAAAGGGUGGGGUCUUUGUGCUACGCCGUUUCGGUCUGAAAGCGGGUAUAGAUUUUGGUCUUUUUGGUCUGAAAUCGGGUAUGGUUUCGAGGAAACUACGGAAGUCAGUAUGAACGUAUUUAUCGUUUCAACAUCAAAUGAAUCAGAAAGAAACAGUAAGAUGCGAAUGUCCGAUGUCUGACGUCCGAUGUCCGAUUUCCCCUGUCCGAUGUCUGAUACACUGAUGUCCGAUGUCUGAUGUUUCAUGUCCGCUAUCUGAUGUUCGAUGUCUGAUGUCUGAUGUCCGAUGUCUCAUAUCUGAUGUCCGAUAAUCUGAUGUCUGACGUCCGAAGUCCGAUAUCAGAUGUCUGAUGUCUGAUGCUGAUAUCUGAUAUCGGAUGUCUGAUGUCUAAUGUCUGAUGUCUGCUGUCCUAUGUCUGAUAACCGUUGUCUGAUGUCUAAUGUCUGAUUUCCGAUGCCCGAUGUUCGAUGUCGGAUAGUCUGAUGUCUCAUGUCCAAUGUCUGAUGCAGAGAUGUUUGAUUUCCGAUUUUGCUGUCCGAUGUUCGAUGUCUGAUAGUCUAAUGUCUUAUGUCGGAUGUCCGAUGUCUGACUUUUUUGUCCGAUCUUUUUGUCCGGUUUGAUGACUGAAUUGACGUCCGAUCUGUUGUCCUAUGUCCGAUGUCAGGUGUCCUAUGUCUGAUAACCCAUGCCUGAUGUCUGAUAUUUUGUCCGAUUUUUUUGUCCGAUUUUUUGUCUGAUUUGAUGUCCGAUUUGAUGUCCAAGCUGAUGUCAGAUUUUAUGUCCAAUUUGAUGACCGAUUUCAUGUUUGAUUUGAUGUUAAAUUUGAUGACCGAUUUGAUGUAUGGUUUGAAGUCCGAUUUGAUGUCUGAUUUGAUAUCUGAUUUGAUGUCCGAUUUGAUGUCCGAUUUGAUAUCUGAUUUCAUGUCCGAUUUCAUGUUUUAUUUGAUGUCCGAUUUGAUGUGCGAUUUGUUGUCCGAUGUCCGAUUUGAUGUCCAAUCUGAUCAGAUUUGAUGUCCAAUUUGAUGUCCGAUUUGAUGUCCAAUCUGAUGUCAGAUUUGAUGUCCGGUUUGAUGUCCAAUCUAAUGUCAGAUUUGUUGUCCGAUUUGAUGCCCGACUUUUUGUCUGAUUUUUUGUCCGUUUUGAUGUCCGAUUUGAUGUCCAAUCCGAUGUCAGAUUUGAUGUCCAAUUUGAUGACCGAUUUGAUGUCCGAUUUGAUGUCAAAUUUGAUGUAUGAUUUGAUGGCCGAUUUGAUGGCCGAUUUGAUGACCGAUUUGAUAACCGAUUUGAUGUCUGAUUUUAUAUCUUAUUCGAUGUCCGAUUUGAUGUUUUAUUUGAUAUCUGAUUUUAUGUCUGAUUUGAUAUCCGAUUUGAUGUCUGAUUUGAUGUCAGAUUUGAUGUCUGAUUUGAUGACCGAUUUGAUGGCCCAUUUAACGUCCAAUUUGACAACCGAUUUGAUUUUUAUUUGUCAGAUUUGAAGUCUAGAUUGAUGUCCGAUUUGUUGUCCAAUUUGUUUUCCAUUUACAUGUCAGAUUUUUUGUCUGAUGUUUUGUCCGAUUUGAUGGUAGUUCGAUCAGCUCAGUAGUCUAAAGUGGCAAGCGUAAAUAAGGUCAUUCUAUGCUUAACAGCCAUCCUACCGCGGUGUUCCUAGUAUUAAAUAAGAUGGGUACCCUGUAAUGUGGUCCACUUCAAGCUCAAAUCAUAUCAUUUCAGCUAACUAAAAUUAUGUUUUGCUUUUAUUAUUGUGCUGUCUUACAAUGCUUACCGUGUCCGUAUCCGUUUUACUAAGAUGUCCGUUUUGUGAAGGUGACUGUUAAGAGAAAGUCAACUGUAUAACAUUUAGAGUCAAACUGUAUUACAUUAACAAGGAAUUUCCUAAAAAAAGGAAGCAAAAAGCUCAAGACCCAUCUCUUUUAGGACGCAUUCUUAUAGCAUUUCUUUUUAGCAUUUAAUUCUUAGCGUUAUUAUAGCAUUUUUAUAGGAUUUUUAGCAUUACAGCGUUUCCUAUUUUUUAUUAUAUUGAUUGUAAUCUUAGGCCAUGAUAGAUUAUUAUUUCUGUAAACGCAUUGAGGCAUGCAAUCAACAAUCCAUCAUCAUCAUCAUUGUUAUUAUCAUUAUUUUCGUAUUAUUAUUAUUAUUAUUUAUCAAUAGAUUAGGUAGUUUUUUGCCAACUGCAUGAUUUCUUCUGCCCAAAAAACGAAGCGUAGAAACUGCAUUAAUUUGUUUUUCUCUUUUUAAUCUGGACCCAUUUAAACUAUAGAACUAAAAUAUUUCCGCCAGUUUAAAAACUUGAAAACUCCAGUCAUAUUUGUAAGGAUUUUAGACACUACGGCUUUACUGGAAACUGGCGAAAUCAUUUUGACCCGAGCAACUUCCUAGCCUUGCCUGCUGGUAACGUAUUGUUGGUGAUACUUGCAAAACACCCACGCUUCCUGUAGCUGCCUCACUUUCCCGCCCAUCGAUGUGGUUCACUGAACAUCUUUCUUUGUUCAACCUGGGGAAGCUCUCUAAAACGCGUUAAAUAUUAAUCGCCAAAAGCAGAAUGACGUCAUUGUAUCAACAUUUUCGCUGUCAAAGAACCAAAACGCCGAGAAAUUAUAUUGAAAAUGUAUGGCUCAAAGAUAUUUGAAAGAUAUCUAAAUAUUGAGUGUAAACAGAUUUAAGCCUGAUUCAUCAUAGAAGUAAGUAAUCCUACUGUCCUAUUAUCGCUUUUAACUUGUGUCCAGUAAAAAGGUCUUUAAACAAAUCAGGUUAAAUUCAAGAGCGAAGACAAAACAAUCGAAGGAGAUAAUUAGCGUUGAGGGCAUCUUUGUUAACUUAAUGUUAUAUUUAUGUACAACAAAACGCACAGAGGAUGACCGAAGUUAAGAACUUUUUACGCUCAGCAGUAGAGUUUCUGACCUUUGUGCUUCCAAACUGGCCUGUCUUAGGCGUGACUUGUGAAGAGGACCUCGUUAAGUACCUGCUAUGUGCAUUUUCACCUUGGAGGGCACAGAAUCAAUCAGUUAAAUGCAAAACCACAGAUUAAAAACUACCCAAAGGCAAAUUUCAUAACCUUAAACUGUGAACAGUUGAAGAGGUUCAUUUGAAUGGUUACAUCACAGGAUUUUGUCUAUAUAUUAAAAGCCGGUCGGUAAUUUUCGUCAUGGCCAAGAAACGCAAAAUUCAAGACAAAGAAUUAGGUUGUGCAAAAGCUGGAAACAGCAGAGGAAUUUUUCUUACAAAGAGUCAGCCUCUUUACCGAUAGUUAUAUACUCCUAUUCAACCAUAUCGCACUAUGAAAUUGGUGUUUGGGUGUUUAAAAAAAAGGGUAACACGAUGAUUAACGAUGUUUAAAAGAACGGGUAACACGAUGGGAAGAAUGUUAUGUAGUGCCAAAUAUCGUCCGUUUCUCUUAAUAGAAGUAUAAAAUAGGGUAAAGAGAACGAAUCUUAAAUUUGCAAGAUUGGAUUUACCAACAGAGAAAAAGUUUUUCUGCUUUUUUUCUGAGUUGUGGUGGGAGAGCAGGACGUUUCGCAGUUAUAUUAGAGUUAAUUGAUAUAUUGAUUGGAUUAAUUAUAUGGUUGCUUUACAGCUGAUGUCACAAGAUGUCCUUUGUGGUGUUACUUCAGUGAAAGAUGGCAGACAAAAGACACCAACUAUAUUCAAUUCUGCUGUUGUUUGCCGUUGUUAGGGAAACCACGACUACGGGUGCGUUAACUCUUCAAAUUUUACCCGUGUGUAGACUCGACGAAAUGAGGUCUCUUCUGAGUCCUUCUUCAGCUUGGAACAACGUUUAGGAAGUGAUGUGUGCAUUAUCCGGACUUCAGAGCCUUGGGGUGGAUUUCGCGUAAUUUUUACGUGCGUUAAUAAAAUGGAAGCAAUGUAUGAAAGGCCGCUCGACCUUCCAUGUAUUGCCUUCUAUACAUUGCCUCUAUUUCAUUAACACGAGAAUAAAUUUACGAGCGAACGCACGUAAAAAUUACACAGCAGUGGAAAUGAACUGUUCGAUGAACGUGUGAACUGAUGCGAUGUUGAUUUUUGCAGUGUUCCUGGUACAACGCAUAAGCGGUUUAAAUAUAACAGGCUAUGUCCUCUAAGCCAACACGUUCUAGGCCCAGACAUUGUUUGUCCAAGGCACUGUACUCAAAAAGUGAGUUAAAGAGAAAUCUUGCCUCUGUUCCCGAUGAGGUCUAGACUACAUUUUAUUCGUUAACAUUCAGGCAAUUCCCAAAAGUUGCAUCAUUGAAAGUUCUAAGCUGCUAGAAUUUCGAUUGAGUUCGAGAAUUGUUUCACCUUUUCAUUUACGUCGGUUUCAGUUGAAAGAUGAAAUAUCACGAACAUUUAUUUUUAGUCAUCAAAUCGUCAUAAUACCACUGAAAAAUUCUAACUGUCGUGAGCAAGUUGUUGGAUGACGGUAAAUCAGUGAAAGUUUUUCACACUGAGGCUUUUACUUAAAGGUUUUGAACUGUCCGAGACUGCACCUUCUUUCUUACAAGAUCCUCAAUGGAGCGUGGCAAGGCUAGAGAUAAAAAAAUUUAAAGAAUCAAACACAUGCUAUUUCGAUCUGAGGAAUUGAAAUACUUUUCACUAGGAUGAAGUCUCCUUCAAUUAAUGAGGGUUGACUAAAACUCUUUGAAGAGAGGCCUUAAUCACAAUUCAUUUAUGUUCAUUGCAGUUCAAAGAGAAAAUUCCACCAAUGAGUUUGCGCGGCAGUUUAUUGUUCCACCAAGAAUUCAGCAAAUGGCAUUGGCAGACAGAAUGUUAGGGAAUAAUCCUUCCAUGAUGGCCUUCCGUGGACUUCCGGGUGCAACUACCGAGGUCACUGCACAACAAGUUGAAGACCAAAUAAACCAGUUGAACCGGCUCAGUCAGCAGCUUCGUGCUUUACCUCAGUCUCCUUCAGCCUUCGAACAAUUAGCUAAGGAACAGCAAAAUCCUGUCUCUGGAUAUGUUCAACAGGCAAGCAGACUGACUCCUGAGACUGGAUUUGGAAGACCACUUGGAGCAGUUCCAGGAUACGUAAAAAGUGUUGCUGGAAACCCAUUAACAGGACCCAAUGGUCUUACAAAAGAGGUUUUAGCAGACUUGAUGUUUGGGAAUCUUAAAAGUUUGGCCUCAACAGGUGGCCUGGCAAAUUUCAAUAAUCCUGUGGAAGUGAACGACCUUCCCCCCCAAACACUUGGAACUUCAGAACUGAGUGCAUUCAACAAUCCUUUAAUUGAAGAAAAGCUCAGACAAUCACCACUGGGAAAGCCUGGGAUUGGAUUUCCACUUCCGCCAAAUGAAAAUGUGGACUUUAACGAUCUUCCUAACGAUGAUUUGGACACUUUGAAAGAUUUAUCCAACAUCCACGCAAGACACAACACUAAAAGUGGGAGGAAGAAGAAACCAGUUAAAUCAGAUGUGGUUACAAAGCUUCUGUUGAGUUUACUGGUUGACAAGUUGAAAGACAUAUACGAAAUGGACAAAUUCAAUACCACCCAAAACAAAUCCUUAAAAACGAAAGUGGAUUCUUCGACGAUAGGAAAGAUUGGAAAUGCUUUAAAGGAGCGUAGUCAACCGAAGAACAGAAAGAACCCGACUGACAAAGCUGGUGAAAGUAACAUCAAGGUGAUACAAAAUUUUGACAGCAACCUUUCCUUUCCUCUGACGAUUUCGGAUCAGAAAGGGUCCAAGGUGUCACUCAUUGACUCUCCACAAAAUGGUGGUAAAGAUGACAGUUCUGCAAUCAAUGUUGACACCAAAAACAUCGAGAAUAUAAUAAAAGGCAUCGAAAAUGACAACGUGGAGCCCAAGGAAAACAGUUCUACCCAAAGAACUGGAAAUGGUGUUGACUCUGGAAACAGCCCACAAGAAAUUUCCGAGAAGACGACAAAGACUCUGGAUGACGUCAGUCUUUUUAACAAAGGAUCAAGUACUGAGUUUCACCAAGUGAAAAUAGAACCCGAUCGUGAUGGUGUUUUAGGAAAGAGCGGAACUAUUCCCACAAUUUCAAACUAUCAUCCAACCGUAGAUACAACAUCAAUAGAUCCUAACCCAGGAACAUUCGAUGUUCAAACCGACAAAGCCACAGUGUCAACGCUACCCACGUUCUCUAUUUCUUCUAUACUAAACCAAGAAAUCCCGGGAAGUGUCAAAGGAAGUAACCGCGUUUUAGAUAAUAAUGCCUUAAAGGACGUCAAGGCUGAAUCUAUUGGUUUGGGGGGUUCUCCAUCCACAGAGGAACCAGUUUCUUCAAAGGUGGCUGGAGAAAGCGACGCUGUCGAUUAUCUGCAAGCUUCCAGAGUUCUCGGAGCUGUAUUCAACAAGGUGAGGGACCCACUUGCUAGAAAGAGCGUUGAAGUUGCUAUAAAAGCCAUGUUGAAGUUGAUGAAGUCGGACAGUGCUUAUUCCAAAAAGCAAACCGUUCCAUCGGUGGAGGAGCCGUGGGUAAAUCAUGAAAAAAUGGGAAGACUAAUGAGAACAAUCCACCAACUCUCUAAGGCAGUAGACAAGGAAGCGCAGGUAGCUUCAGAUAAAAAAAGGCGUCAAUGGCGAUCCAAGCACAAAAUUCUUAAGAAAUGGAUUUCACAUAAACACUCACAUCAUCGCCAUAAAUCACGUCUCGUACGGCAUCAUACACGUAAAUAUUGAAAUAUAGUUGACGACAACACAGUUUCUUCAACAGCGUCUGGAGAAAGUGACACUGUCGAUUAUCUGCAAGCUUCCACAGUUCUCGGGGGUGUGUUCAACAAGGUGAGGGACCCACUUGCUAGGGAAAGCGUUGAAGUUGCUAUAAAUGCCAUGUUGAAGUUGAAGAAGUCGGACAGCGCUUAUUCAAAACAGUUCCAGCAGUGGAGGAAACAAGGGUAAAUCAUGAAAAGUGUUCAGGCUAAUGAGAACAAUUAAAUAGAGUCAGCAUUCCAUGUCACCUUUCGGAUUGUCACAGCCAGAAAACAUGCCAGUCUUAUUGAAAGAAUGAUAAUAAUAAAAAGUAUAUCAUUGAAAUUAAUUACAUAAUAAUUGUUAGGCGCCCUGGCAAAAUAAAAUUUAAGCUUAUAGCUUUGUAAAAACAACCCUAAUGAUUUGGUAAUUAAAAAAACAGCAAUAUUGCUAAUAAAAUGUUUAAUUGCUAUAUGGCCAUUGUGAGGAAAACCCUUUUGCCUUGUAAGUAUUGACUCUAGAAUUCUUCUCACUUUACUUGUCCUGCUUAUAUCAAUGUUUAAGUUGGCUGAUUGCAACUGCAAAGUUUCUUGUUGUUCUCUUCUUGCCUGCUUGCGUGCUUGGCGAUGCGUACGUAAACUCUCAGGACAAGCAGAAGGUGGUAAAACCCUUACUGAGAUUCCCUGUUUGUUCUAGGUUAUUUCUUUAAUUUCUCUGGUUUGAAAGCCCAAAAUGAAAACCGUAAUGCACACACAUUGGUCGCCAACUACAUGGAAUGUGACCAUUGUAGAAGGCAGGACUGAUAGAAUAUUUAUACUAGUAAUAACCCAAGGUUAGGGAAUGCGUGCGAGAUCGGUGUAAACGCAUUUGCAAUUUGACGCUGUGCUUUGCGUACUUCGAGAAGAAGUGAUUGCUUGUCUUGAGUGAUAGAACGUCCAAACGCGUUUGAUCAGUUUGUGUUCUGUUCGUUUUAUUCAUUGUUAAUGGAAGUCCAAACGAAUUCUAGCUACAUACGUGCUGCGCAUGUGUAACAGCAACCUGGAGAUUAGGAUUGCGGGCUCCUCUAGUCAACAGCAAUUAUCCCCACUGCCGUUUUAUAUUCAAAUGAUUUAAUUACUACCACGGUGUAAUAAUUUGGAAAACUGCUACCUUCGCUCCUGGAUGUGCCCAACGAAAAAGGGCAAGAAAUAUACCUCAUUUCAUGUGAGAAAUUACCAUUAGGAGUAGGAUGUGCGAAAAGGUCCACUGGUGAUCGUUGAGCCCUUAAAAUUGGCUGUUUAUGAGGGUGACGGACCCUUCUGUAAUCUACAUGGAAGUCACAGCUACAGUUACAGUAAAAACAGUUGCUCUCUAGGGGAUGGGUGUUUACCUUAUUGGUCAAUUCCUGGAUGUGGCAUGUCGACUUGACUGAUCAGCUGUCAGCUAAGGAGUGAUGUUAUUGGCUGUCUUGAGACUCGAAAACGAGAUUCUAGGUGGUACGUUUUGAAACACCUUUUACACCGGUCUCUUGUUGAUAACAAUGAAGCAUACAAAUGGCAGCAGGUUGUUAAAUGACACGUGCAUUUAUUAAUUUACGGUGCACUGACGGUCGAUUCAUCUCUAAAUCUAAAAAAUAAUAUGAAAGAAAUGAUGAGGCUUCUAUUUCAAAUCUUGUCGCGUUGUGCUACUUUGUAGUAACCAUAAAGAAACUGUGGAACCUUUUGACUUAAAAAAGGUCACCAAACCAAAUUCUGUUUCUACGGCAGUUUGGAGCAUGAAAACGUAAUUUAAGAAGAGAUUUUAGAAACUGCUGAAUUUUAAGUGCUAUAUAUUUGGUCUUAUAUUGCUGUUAGAUAAAACCAAUAGCGUAUGAUGAAGCCAGACAACCCAUGCAUAAAGAAUGUCGUUUUUCUUACAUCAUUUAAACGAAAGCAAUUGCCACCAAUUUCGUGGGGAGCAAGUACGUUCGGAGCAAAAAAAACAUGGCGAUAAAGUGAUAUUUUUCAGCGACGAAAAUUUUCUUUACAUCAAAAUGAUAUAGCGAACAUGUAGCUGUGUAUCGUUCAAUCCUGAUUCAUGGAAGUUGUAUUUUUAAUGAAUUGCAGGUAAGCCUUGAUUCAUAGACGAUUCUUCUUACACUAAGAUAAUGGAAAGUGAAUGAGUGGAAUAGAAACUAAUUUGAUCAUUAUAAACCAAUAAAUUCGCCUCUUAAAAAAUGCUAUAAAUUUGUUUAGAUGUGAUCAGUCACUCUAUACUUUUGUAUCUUAGGUAGUCUUACAUAAGUUUUGAAUGUUUCAUUGACUUAUUAUAGCAUUUAAUUUGCGAUUUUGGUGACCCUUUUUUGUUAUUCUGUCUAUACAAGUGCCUUAGUUUUCCUGCACAGUUAACCUCUUUUAAGAAAACAUCGAUAUAGCUUAGAUGCUCAUUCGAUUUUCUGAGUUGAGAGGCGGCAGCAAAUUCGAAGGAGGGCACUUAUUUCGCUUUCAGAAUUUCGACCUGAAAAUAACAUCUUUUUUUUAUCCACAUUGUGUACAAACAGCAAGCUAGAUCGUAUCCGUCGUAUCCGUAAAAGAAACUGUGUGUAGUCACUUUAAAAGUCCUCAUUCCUUAACUUUUUCCCUUACGACCAUACUCUAUUACAAUGAUGUUAGAAUCAACCGAAUCAGUGGAUAGCAAUUUUCGCGCGUUUCGAUUGGCUACCCUAACUCGGAAUGUCCUUGCCUAUAGGCCAUUUCCGAGUUCCAAAAACCCUCACUUUCAAAACGAGGCUAAAGUGGCAACUGAGCAAUGGCCUAUUCCCCUUCGGGAAAAUAUAAAAUCGCAUAGCCGCAGCCCAAAGCAAAUGAGCCACCUUAAAAGCCGGGUUGUAUAACUCAACUUUACCUAUUUCACUAACUUUCAUUACCUUUCAUUUAUUGCUUUGCAGUAAUUUACAAUAAUGAAGUUAUUGUUGUCAUCGUUUGUCUUCAUUUCGAGCUAUAUCCUGUUUUCUUAUGGUAAGGGCUUUCACCGCAUUUGACUUUUAAAAAGUUUAUACUUUGUGUUGUAAACGAAUGUAGUUGAAUCUAUGCCAUGUUUAAACAUCUUUUUCCGUGUACUCACAUAAACACUUCUAUUGUUCAUACAGGAAUUCCGAAACAAAGAGACGAAGGUCGCAGCAAAUCAAGUAAUCUGACUCACUUUUUUCAAGAAAUCGACAGCAACAUAUCUUUACCAGAAAAUAACAACAAGACAAAAGACAAAGAGAAUAAAGUAGACUUGACCAAAAGCUCUGCAGGGGAUAAACAUGAACAAAGGUUGAAUGAGACCGAUGGAACUUCUAAGACUCUUAUAGCAAAGCAUAAAACAAAUCCCUCGAAUACUUCUCAUGAUCAAAAGGCACAAAGAGUUGCGAUUCAGAAACUUCUGUGCGACCUCCUCAAUAAGACAAAGGGCAACCAAACCUGUAAAGAUAGGAACUUUUCAAAGAAAGCCAUGAUAUGGCCGACAAAAAUGUUACCCUGGUUAAAAAACGUUCUGAUGAGCAAACUACAACGUGGAAGUAAUAAUCAUAUGUCCUUUUUGGAUAACAUGGAAGACCCAACAGGAUCACCUUUUGGAAGCAAUUCAGUAAACAGCAUCUCUGACAACUGGGAUGAGAAUCCCUUUUUAGUGCAUAGAAAACAUCGACAUGGACUUAAAAUGAUUCCAUUGUUAAAAAAUUUGAAGGCAACACUUUUUGGACAAGCGCCGACUUCCAAUGUUGGAAGUCUUAAUGAUGCGUUAAAUAGCGAGACACUGAAUGGAUUUGGACCAAUACCAACGCAGGGAAGCUCGCCCCUUGUUCAUCAAAUAUUAAAACAAGCUUUGGGAAGUUCCGACAGGAAUUCAGUUUUAAAUGAAAUGAGACAGGAGCUCCUUCUGGCAAGCGACCGUGGAGAGGGAGAAACCAACGAAGUCUUUGAUGACGUAAAUGGAAGAAACAAUCUUGCUCAACUAAACGCUGGUGUUCAAGGAGAUCCCGUGAUGUCUCCACCUACUCAAGGUGUUGCACCAUUUGCUGGCAUGAACAUGUUACAAAGUAAUACGAGGACUCCAAUGAUGGAGCAAAAUGUUCGUCAAGAACCUUUAAUGGAACAGCCGAUUCAUGCCCAAAUGCUAGAUAAUGGCGUCAUAGCGCCGAUGGGGAGACAGCCUCUUGAUGGAUCAUCUUUAAAGGAUGCGUCCUUUUUAAGUAAUUCCCGUAUUGGUGCGUCUUCACUUUUUAGACGCCCUUUUCAAACGUCGUCCUUAGCUGCAUCCUCAUUAAUUGCUCCAACAUCGAGACGUUCUCCACUGCAAAGCUCCUUCCUCGAAACAGCAUCACGAGAAGGCUCCCUUCUUGAAAAAGCUGGCGGAUUUGACAUGCCUGCGACACCAUCAAUGCUUGGACGAACGUCAGCUCCAAAAGAAAGGAUGUUUGCUGACAGUGUACAGGAGAUGCCAGAUUUUGCAAGUCGGCAAGAAAACUUCAUCGAGCGUAACGAGCCUUUGGAGAGACAUCAGAACCCAAGUCCACGUCCUCUACCUCGACUUCUUGGCAACAACUUGGUCAUGGAAGAAAUCAGUGACUCCAUGGCUCGCGGCAGAAAUCUCCCCGUGCAAGCUAAUCCUGAUUUGGAGCGUCUGAUGAAACUACGUUCCCGACUCCGGUCAAGAAAUCCCACUAGUUCACGGAUGUCUGGCCUUGAACUUGGUAGUAAUUAUGGUGAUACACUUCGUUUAUCACCAAGCUCUAAUUCAUUAGGAAUUGCCUCUGUUGUGGCCAAGGAUGAAGAUUCCAUAAACUUCAACGAUCUAAACUCUGAGCGUUCUUUAGCAUUUAGAAGGGGGAAAGUCUCAAAGAUAACAGGCAAUUCUCGUGCCUAUACAAAGAACAAAAGCAGCCAACAAAAUCAUAAAAAAGAUAACACCAAGACCAAAAAGAGUUGA
Porites lobata is the source of this 13027-nucleotide messenger RNA. The record is from the annotation of a GenBank genome assembly. Lineage: Eukaryota; Metazoa; Cnidaria; Anthozoa; Scleractinia; Poritidae.